CCCCGGCAGGCAGCGAGUGCCUCGGCGGCCCUGCGGCAGCAGCCGGGCGCCCAUGGCCCGGCACUGAGCCCCCUGCCUCCUCCCUGCCUCAGGGGCUGGCCUCGGGGCCGCUCGCCCCGGGGAAGCCGCAGUACCCCCGGGUGGCUCCGGGGAGGGAAACAGGACAGGCUGAGCUGCUUGCGCUUGUGUUUUUUCGGGACAACAGCAGGCAGGAAGGAGAGGGGCGCAGCGGCGGGUGCUGUGGCUCCUCAGGCGCCAUUCCCCUAACCGUGUACCCCUGUCCUUCCGGCCCAGGAGCUACAGGAAGAUGGCGUGCCUGCCUGCCGCCCCGCCAGCGCUGGGGUUGAGGAGGUGGCUGGGGCUCGGGUUCUUCAUGCUACUCUGCCUUAGUUUAGGCUAUGCACUGGAGAAGAAAGUAGUCAAAACCAAAGUGGGGGAAAAAGUUGGUCUGCCUUGUUGUCAUGAAAUUCCCAGCUCGGAAAGCCUACACAAUUACCGGGUCUACUGGCAGAAGAACACUACGAAGGUAGUGCUUGCCUAUGCACAGGGGGAGAUGAUCUUCAAGCACAAGCAGUACGAGAACCGGACAGAGAUGGACAUCAGGAACCUCACCCUGUGGAUCUCCCCUGUGGAAAUCCUGGACAAUGGCUCUUACCAGUGUGUAGUUCAGCAACUCAGAACUUUGCAGAACUCAUUUGUUGUCUGUGAUGAACCUGUCACCCUCUUUGUCACAGCUGACUUCAGUAAGCCGAACGUCACAACAGAAGUAUCCGCUAAAUCGUGUGAAUCAACUGAGAUGGUGGUAAGAUGUUCUUCUCAUGGAGGUUUCCCCAGACCCAAAAUCUCUGGAUUUCUCAACAACAAGUCCGUGGUGUGGAAUGCCAGCUGGGUGUCCGAGUCCAGCCUCAGCCUGUACAACGUCACUGGCAAACUAUGGCUCAACGUGACCAAAGACGUCAGCUUCACUUGCUCCGUUGAAUACAAUGGCUUUGCCAAGUCCACCAGUUUGCUUCUGCAAAAAACAAGUAACUGCAUUGUCCCUACUGUGCCUCCAUCUUAUAAUGUCAUUACUGCUUCAAGUAUCAUCAUUAUCAGCUUCCUUUUGGCUAUCACCCUGGCAGCACGAUACCUCCCGAGGCGUGUCUGUUCUUACUGUUCUAAGCAUCAAGAUUCAGUGGAAGAAGGUGUGAAAGAAUGUACAAAGCCACCCAUGAGCUCUAAAGUGUCAUCUGAAACAUCAUCCCUAUGACCAGAUCGCAUUUGCAGGUUUCUUGUCCCGUGCAUUCCGCACUGCAGUCCCCACUGCUCGUUGUACAGCAAUGCUUAUUGCGUUGACCCUUUGGCUCUCUGAAAGGGGACGACAGCAGUAGAAAACCCUGCUCAGGAAGACUGACAACGUAAUCUUGUGUGAAUGAAUACAAAACCCCAACUACGCCACAGAAACUGCGAGGUGAUCUCCUUACAACGGGGUCACUGCGAUGCCAGCCGGGAGGACCCUUUGUGUUCCUGCAGUGGAGCGGAAGAAGAGCGUCGUCAGCAUCGACACGCCAGUUCGAGAGCUUGGGCUCCUCUGGCUUUGAUGCUGGCUCUAUGAAAAUUGGGGUCUGCAGAGCCCUAGCAGGUAGCCCACGCCCGCCUACCCCUGUAGUGACGCCGAGCUGGCCUUUGGGAGACCCCAGACCCCGACACACAAUCUCAAGUCAGGUUGUGCCUCCGUCUUGCAACUGGGAGCAGCUAAAAUGUCUUUUAUAUUCAGCCUCACGCAGGUACCUGCCAGUACUGUUUUCUGUGCUGAAGGGCUUUGGAUUUGGAAUUGACCAUUACAGAUGCAUGUCCCUUUUCCCCUGAAGAGGCAAUAAUGCACACACUAUUCAUGAAAAAGCACCCUGGGGUGGGACGAUACGCCUCAUGAUUAUUUUCAGUGCUAUGAGACUUUUUAGGGAAUGAUACAUACUGAUGGCACACCUAGCAGCUAACUAAUAUUGCUUAUCUACAGCAGUGGCAGAAGUUCUCGUAACCUUUCUCUCCUGAAAGGACGGCCUUGCCAGCCCAGGUACCAAGAUACCAGCUCCUCCAGUACAUUACUCGGAGAUCCAGGAGCACAUGGUGGUGCGUGUGAGUGCACGCAUGUGCACACCUUUGCACAUACACACGUGCAAGCUUUUAUAUGCAUUCCUUCCUACCCACACUCGCAAAGCCCCAUUUAAAUUUCUGUGACACUCAGUGGUUAUCUAUCUACUGUAAUGAAGUGUAACUCAGGACCUUGCUUCAUAAACACAGGUCUGCUUUAGUUCAUACAUUUGCCUAGGAAUACUUGUUAGGGUAGGCUCUCCAGGUUCUUGGAACUCUCUCAAGACACAUAGGAAUUUACUUUGCAUUGAACGCUGCUGCUUUCUGCCAGCGUUCUCUCUACCCAGCCAGGACUUGAAGGAAGUUCCCUGCAGGAUGCUAGCAUUGGAUAGGACUCAUCUGAUCUGGGUGAUACUCUUGCCUACUGUGUAGGAAAAAGCGGUUUCUCAUUUUGAGGGGAAAAGAGGAAAAACCCCCAAGCCCCAACAAGCUUCCUAAGCAACCCCGCAUACUAACCUAACUCAACCCUGCCCUCAGUGUGACAGGUUUGUUUUUCCCUUUUGCUCUGUCCCACAGCAAGCUCUGCCCAUUCCCUUACUGCUCUAUCCAUGUGUGUAGUCAGCAGGGCAAAGCGAAGUCUAAAAGCACCACGCCGUCCUCUUUGUGGGGUGUUUUGUUGCUUGAGCUGUUUAUCUUGCUGGAACACAGCAAAGAAAUAGUCCAUCCAUUUCACUUUUUUCUAGCGGGUACUUAUUGAGGGAGAAAUUGCUGGAGGAAAUAGGAGGACUAAAAUUGGUUUAUAGAAGAUUGAGCUAUGAGAGGUUAAGGGAUCAAGUCGCUAGUAAAAAAUAAGACACCACUCCCUUUCUACUCCUGCACAGUCAUGCUGCACCGUCAGCUUUUUUACUGCUUUCCCACUGUAUGAAGUGAAACGGGAACUUCAGAACAUUCUUACAGAGGGUCUUUUGACAGAAAAGGAGGUAAAGUGAGUGAUGAGGAAGCAAUAGUCUUUGCCCUUGUGCAUUCUGGUUGCAAGCAGAACAUAGGUGACACAGAAGUGUUUCCAAAAGGCAGCGUGACCUUACUGCAGGACUUUGUGUAUGGGCGAUGGUGUCUCUUACUUUUCAAGUUUCCUUUUCUUUCAGUCCAUGCUUGUUCUUUCCAGCACAAACUGCUAGCUUCUUGCAGGCUGAACACCCUCUUUGUGUAUUUACUUUGCUCAUUUUCAACACUGCGCUUCCUUUCCUGCUAUGACCACAACGUAUCAGCCACACCACAGCUCUGACAGUCAUACUGGCACGUUUUCCCUCUGAUGACCUCGUGCUCUUCUCCAGCUCCUGACUGAUGAUCACACAGCCUCCUCAAGAAGGGUUUGCCUUUUGCACUGUGCCAAACCUCUCUACAUCACCACAAACUCCUGUGACACUCUAAGUAACUCCUUCUAAAGGAAACAGAAAGUUUCACUGACAAAUAUGUCUAGCAUGUUUGGUUUUAUAUUCUUGAUGGGCAGGUUAUUUGGUUUAUUUUUUCCUUAAGCAUUUAUGCUAUGAUUCAUGUUUCCUAUUGCCUUAUGCUGUAUUCAGUGAAUUGCACACAAAUGGUUUCUGUGAGACCUUUUCAGCUUAAUACCUGGGUCUUUGUACCAGGUGGGCUGCUCUGUUAUCACAGGUAUUUUGUAUAUAAUAUUUUUUCCUGGGGUUCCUCCUUUAAUUGUAUUAAAAAAUAAACGGUAAACUCAAUUUCCUCUCCUCGGUAA
Tyto alba (common barn owl) is the source of this 3826-nucleotide messenger RNA. It is a transcript of the gene CD80, whose product is annotated as CD80 molecule. Bases 308 to 1249 code for a protein of 313 amino acids. Gene Ontology annotation, biological process: cellular response to lipopolysaccharide; T cell costimulation; cell surface receptor signaling pathway. The transcript has 6 exons. Gene Ontology annotation, cellular component: external side of plasma membrane. NCBI's taxonomy places the organism in Eukaryota, Metazoa, Chordata, Aves, Strigiformes, Tytonidae. The record is from RefSeq and is a predicted model, not a curated record.